AUGAUGCCAGUGCAGUGGGAGGGCCCGAAGGACCCGGGGACCCGUGGAGGCCACAGGGCUCGUAAAGCUGAAGACAAGGAGUGGAUCCCUGUCACCAAGCUGGGCCGCCUGGUUAAGGACAUGAAGAUCAAGUCCUUAGAGGAGAUCAACCUGUUCUCCCUGCCCAUUAAGGAGUCUGAGAUCACUGACGUUUUCUUGGGUGCAUCCCUAAAGGAUGAGGUUUUGAAAAUCAUGCAAGUGCAGAAGCAGUCUCGGGCUGGCCAGCAGACCAGGUUCAAGGCAUUCGUUGCUAUUGGGGGCUACGAUAGUCAUGUUGGUCUUGGCGUUAAGUGCUCCAAGGAGGUUGCCACUUCCAUCCAAGGGGCUAUCAUUUUCUAUCAUCCCUGUGCGGAGAGUCUACCGGGGAACAAGAUUGGCAAGCCCCACACUGUUCCAUGUAAGGUAACAGGUUGUUGUGGCUCUGUGCUGGUGCAUCUCAUCCCUGUCCCUAGAGGCCCUGGCAUUGCUUCUGCUCCUGUGCCCAAGAAGCUAUUGAUGAUGGCUGGUAUAGAUGACUGCUACACUUCAGCCAGAGAUUGUACUGCCACCCUGGGCAACUUUGCCAAGGUCACCUUUGAUACCAUCUCCAAGACCUACAGUUACCUGACCCCUGACCUCUGGAAAGAAACUGUCUUCACCAAGUCUCCUUAUCAGGAAUUCACUGAUCAUCUUGUGGAAACCCACAGUAGAGUCUCUGUUCAGAGGACCCAGGCUCCAGCUGUGGCAACCACCUAA
Messenger RNA from Mus caroli (Ryukyu mouse), 774 nucleotides. Its product is annotated as small ribosomal subunit protein uS5-like. Gene Ontology annotation, cellular component: cytosolic small ribosomal subunit; ribosome. Gene Ontology annotation, biological process: translation. Gene Ontology annotation, molecular function: RNA binding; structural constituent of ribosome. NCBI's taxonomy places the organism in Eukaryota, Metazoa, Chordata, Mammalia, Rodentia, Muridae. The record is from RefSeq and is a predicted model, not a curated record.